UAUAAAUGAACAGCUGCUACCCGUAUUUACCUGAGUGCACUGCUCUGGCACAUUGUGAAUACUACUCCACUACAGUGUCCAUUCUUUAAACGAAAAAAACAGUUACCUCAGACAUGUGGCUCUGUCUUCUGGUGCUCUCAUUGCUGGCCCUGGUGUACAGAUGGUACAGACAAAGUCAGAUACUAGAGAAUCUCUCAGAUAAAUAUGUGCUGAUCACAGGAUGUGACUCUGGCUUUGGGAACUUAGCAGCAAAACAGCUGGAUCUCCGUGGUCUGAAGGUGCUGGCUGCUUGUCUGACCGAGAAAGGUGCUGAGGAGCUGAAGAAGGAGACGUCCAGCAGAUUGCAGACAGUGAUUCUGGAUAUUAAUGACAGUCAGAGCGUGAAGUCCACUGCAGAAUGGGCCUCUAGUGUUGUUGGAAAUGCAGGUCUGUGGGGCUUAGUAAAUAAUGCUGGUAUUGCUAUUUCAAUGGCACCUAAUGAAUGGCAAAAAAAAGAGGAUUUUGCUAAACUGCUAAAUGUGAACUUGCUGGGGAUGGUCGACAUCACACUUAAUCUGCUGCCACUCAUCAGAAAAGCCUGUGGGCGCAUUGUUAAUGUUUCUAGUUCUAUAGGAAGACUGUCUUUAACUGGUGGAGGAUACUCUGUCUCUAAGUAUGGAGUUGAGGCUUUCUCAGAUAGUUUACGAAGAGAGAUGCAUGACUUUGGUGUAAAAGUGUCCAUCAUAGAGCCAGGUGCUUUCAGAACUCCAAUAAUUCACUAUGAACCUCAUUUUAAGAACCUGGAGAGAUUAUGGAACAAUUUGCCUGCUGAGAUCAAGGACAGCUAUGGAGAGCAGUAUUACCAGCAAUAUGCCAAGGGCCUGGAAAGUUUGUUUAAAUCUGCUAGCCCUAAUUUGUACAUGGUACCGAACUGCAUGGAGCACGCCCUGACUGCUGUUUAUCCCUGGACACGAUACUCUCCUGGAUGGGAUGCUAAGCUCUACUAUAUUCCCCUCUCAUACCUACCAACUGCCAUAUCUGAUUAUAUGCUCUCUGGCAAUCAACCCAAACUACCUUGCAAGGCAAAAUAAUAAUUUUUUUUGUAUGUUCCACAAACAUUUAAUAAUAAUCAAUAAAUUGAGGCAAUAUUUAUUUCAUUAAAUAUCAUUAAAUAAUAUUCAUUUUCAA
Bombina bombina (fire-bellied toad) is the source of this 1167-nucleotide messenger RNA. Its product is annotated as retinol dehydrogenase 7-like. Lineage: Eukaryota; Metazoa; Chordata; Amphibia; Anura; Bombinatoridae. Gene Ontology annotation, molecular function: oxidoreductase activity. The record is from RefSeq and is a predicted model, not a curated record. The transcript has 5 exons. The coding region runs from base 114 to 1070 and encodes 318 amino acids.